GCAGGGUUAGAAUGCUUCAUUCAAGAACUAAGAGCCCUAUCCAUAGCCAUACUAAAUUACUCUAGGUAUUGCAGCCUCCUUUUCCUACCAUUUUUCAGUGUUUCUCCAAUGGGAAACAGAACAAAGCUUCUGCCCUCUCUCCAUGUUCUGAUCCUUUACUUUCUAUCCUUUCAGACCUAUCUCUCCAUUGAAAUGGAUACCAUAUAUCCAGGCCAAUCACUCUCUGGUAACCAAACUAUCACCUCAGAAAAUGGAUGGUUUGAGCUUGGUUUCUUUAAGCCAGGUAACUCCUCACACUACUAUGUAGGCAUCUGGUACAAGAAACUUCCAGGUCAAACUGUGGUCUGGGUGGCUAACAGAGAUAAACCACUUCUUGAUCCUUCCACUUCAAAACUUCAACUCUCUGAAAAGGGUAACCUUGUCCUCUGUAACCAAUCUGAAAUCCCACUUUGGUCAGCUGAGUCAUCAGCAAACUCCAUAAAUUCCACUGUUGCAGUUCUUGAGGAUAGUGGAAAUCUUGUUUUGAGAAAUAGUUCAAACGCCUCAGUCAUCCAAUGGCAAAGCUUCGAUCACCCUACUGAUACUUGGCUGCCUGGCGCCAAGCUUGGGAUAAAUAAGAUGACCAAAAGAGGGAAUACCUAUAUUUCAUGGAGCAAUUCAAAUGAUCCUGCCACUGGUCCAUUUUCCUUGGAGCUAGACCCCAAUGGAACGAGCACGUAUUUCAUACUGCAGAAUGGGAAAAGGCACUGGACUUGUGGGAUGUGGCUAGAAAGAGUUUCUUCUUUUAGUACUGAUACAGUAACUAGGGAAUAUUCCACUGUAAGCUAUGAGUCAAGUGAGAAAGAAAACUUCUACUCUUACUCAGUGACCAACUCCUUAAUUCCGGUAAGAUACGUGAUGGAUAUAUCCGGGCAGCUGCAGCAACUCGUAUGGCAGGAUGAUUCUAUGAAGUGGCUAUCGAUUUGGGCAAAACCAAAGGAUCAAUGUGAAAUCUAUGCUUUUUGUGGAGCAUAUGGAGCCUGCAAUCAGUUCAGUUCGAGGACUAGAUGCGAAUGCUUGGAUGGUUUUGAACCUAAAAUACCUGGACAAUGGAAUUCAGGUAAUUACUCGUAUGGUUGUAUUAGAAGAACUCCAUUGCAGUGCAACAAAGGCGAGAAAGAUGGUUUCCAAGUGAUUUCUAACAUAAGAAUACCUGCGAAUGAUGUGCCCUUGACAAAUACUAAGAGCUUGGAAGAGUGUAAAUCAGCCUGCUUAAGAGACUGCUCUUGUACUGCAUGCACCUUUCAUGGUAACUGCUCCAUAUGGCGAGAAGCUCUGUUGAACAUCCAAUAUCUCUCAUUUGGUGACUAUCUGGGAAGCGAUCUAUAUCUGCGGCUUCCAAUGACAGAGCUGCCAGCUUUGAAAGGUAAGACGAAGGGAAGAAUUGAGUGGUCCACUAUUAACGCUGCUGCAGCAAUUGUAAUUUCGAUUGCUAUCUUGGGACUCCUUGUUUCAAUCUGCAGAAUGAAAAUUUUCUCUGAUACUAAGCCUAUCCAUGAUGUUCUGAUUCUCUUCAAGUUCGGUGAUUUAAAGAGUGCAACAAAGAAUUUUUCUGAAAAAUUAGGUGAAGGAAGCUUUGGUUCUGUCUUCAAAGGAACACUUCCGAAUUCAGGUGCCAUAGCUGUAAAGAGUCUCAAAUGCCUAGACCAAGAAGACAAGCAGUUCCGCACUGAAUUGAGCACCAUUGGGACAAUCCACCAUGUUAAUCUUGUUCGCCUUCUGGGGUUUUGCGUGAAGGGAAAGAAGAGGUUUCUAGUAUAUGAGUACAUGCCAAAUGGUUCCUUGGACAGUCAUCUGUUUUAUAAGGAUUCAAAGAUCCUAGACUGGAAAACAAGAUAUCAUAUUGCACUGGGAAUAGCUCGAGGCUUAGCCUAUCUCCAUGAUAAGUGCAGAGAAUGCAUCAUACACUGUGAUAUCAAGCCUGAGAACAUUCUGCUUGAUGCUGACUUUAAUCCUAUACUUUCUGACUUCGGCCUAGCAAAGCUGUUAGGCAGGGAUUUCAGUCGUGUGUUGACUACAAUGAAAGGAACCAGAGGAUACCUUGCACCUGAAAUGAUUUCAGGUGAUCCAAUCACUCCAAAAUCUGAUGUUUUCAGCUAUGGGAUGUUGCUUUUGGAGAUUAUAUCAGGAAGGAGAAACUGGGAUGCAAGACUUGACGGGCCAGACGCUUACUUCCCAGCUCGUGCUGCAAACAGCGUAAGCAAUGGAGGAGAUGUACUAAGUUUGUUGGAUUCCAAGUUGCAGGGGAAUGCAAAUGCAAACGAAGUCAUCAGAGCUUGUAGAGUUGCAUGUUGGUGCAUCCAAGAUGAAGAGGAAAGAAGGCCAUCCAUGGGGAAUGUUGUUCAGAUCUUUGAGGGAGUGCAAGAGGUGCAUAUGCCACCAAUUCCACGGUUUAUCCAGACCAUCACAAACUAUACAAAAAAUGCGGAGUAGUCUUUGACAAAUGAGAAGAAAUGUAGUAUUUCAAACUGCUUACUAGGUCCUGUGCACUAGUUUCACGAAUAAUAUGUUGCAGCUUUAUAUAUAGUCGAGUUUCAAUUACCACAAAUCAUCAGAGUAGCUUUAGGCUUUA
Molecule: messenger RNA, 2611 nt
Organism: Theobroma cacao (cacao)
Lineage: Eukaryota; Viridiplantae; Streptophyta; Magnoliopsida; Malvales; Malvaceae
Source: RefSeq, a predicted model, not a curated record